UUUCUUCUCUCUCUAACAGACCCUUUUUCGCUUCUCUAUCUAAAAGUCCAGUCGCCUCCAAAAGUCCAUGCCCCACCAUAACCCCACGGGUGAGAUAAAAUCCUGUCAAAAUAUCGCUCAAAACCUCACUGAGUACCUGAAGCUCACAAAUCCUCCUAUCUGAUUCAUGGAUGUUGCUUCACGCCGUCAAAAUGCGCCGCAUACCGAAAGUAUUCGGGCAUAGCUCGAACCGCAGCCGGGGCGGCGCCGAAUCGUCCGCAGGCGCCAGCUCCAGCUCCAGCUCGAGCAGCCCAGCCGCCAAGACUAAGCCGAAGCUCGACCGGCGCAACGCCAGGAAAGACAUCAAUUACGAUUACUCUGAGCGCACGCGCUCCCUCGAUUUAUACGACGGCAGCUUCCGGAUGGAGGGAGUCGACGGCGAGAUUGAGAUAAUCUGCAGAGCCCUAGGGUUUUCGGGGAUCGACGACUUAUCCAUAGACCCCGAGGAGUACGAGGCUAUGAAGGUGAGAUCUUCCUCUGCACCUGUGGCUUUCAGUCAGGAAAUCGAGCCUCCCAUGGAUAGGAAAACGGAGGUGGUUGAUUUUAAUAUCCGUAAUACCGAGGGAAAUAGCUGUGGUUUAACUAGUGGAAUUUGUGUGGAAAGUGGUGGUUAUGUCGAUAUGGCUACAAAUACGUGUAAUAUUAUUGGUUCUGGAUUUAGGGAUAGUGUGAUGGUGACUGAUGUAGCUUCGAGCAACCAUAACUCGAGCGUUAACUUGAAUGAAUCCCGUGUAAAUGGUAUCAAAGGCGUUCGGCCGCCAACUCUGGCACCGCCGCCUCCAAUGGCGGUGCCUGUGAUUGAUAAAGAGUGCUCGACUUGGGAUAUUUUCAGAGCAUUUACGCCGGAUAGUGGCACACAAGUUUCUAGAUUUGGACUAGGAUUUAGCUCAGAUGAAGAUGGGGAAGGCGUGGAAAAGAAUGUGGAUGAGGAUCAAGUGGAGGAUAGGAGGAGAAGAGGAGUUCUGAAGGAAGAGAAUUGUGUUCCAUCAGCCUCGUGUUCGUUCACGACGAGUUCGAAUGACGACGAUACUUCAAGUACGACGACUGAACCAAUGUUGAGCAUGUCGCCCAAUGGAAGGUUUAGGCGUGUUAUUUCAGAGUGGCAGAAGGGCGAGCUCUUGGGUCGUGGAUCGUUUGGAUCCGUGUAUGAAGGAAUUGCUGAUGAUGGAUUCUUCUUCGCGGUAAAGGAAGUAUCUUUACUAGAUCAGGAGGACGAAGGAAAGCAACGAAUCAUUCAACUUGAACAGGAAAUUUCUCUUUUGAGUCAGUUUGAGCAUGAGAACAUCGUCCAGUAUUACGGCACAAAGAAGGAUGAAUUAAAUCUCUACAUCUUCCUUGAGCUUGUUACCAAAGGCUCUCUUUUAAGCCUUUACCAGAAAUAUAACCUGCGAGAUCUACAAGUCUCUACUUAUACAAGGCAGAUUCUACAUGGUUUGAAAUAUCUGCAUGACAGAAAUGUGGUUCACAGAGAUAUCAAAUGUGCAAACAUAUUGGUGGACACAAAUGGUUUGGUGAAACUUGCUGAUUUUGGUCUUGCAAAGGCCACUACGUUAAACGAUGUGAAAUCUUGUAAGGGGACUGCACUCUGGAUGGCUCCUGAGGUUGUUAGGAGCUUGGGGUAUGGGCUUCCAGCAGAUAUAUGGAGUUUAGGAUGCACUGUGUUGGAAAUGCUGACAAGACGUUUUCCGUACUCUAAUUUCGAAAAUCCGUUGGCAGCAUUAUUCAGAAUAGGAAAGGGCGAGAGGCCAGAAAUUCCGGACACACUUUCGAACGAUGCACGUGAUUUCAUACUAACGUGUCUGCAAGUCGACCCAAGCUCACGGCCUACGGCUGUUCAGCUCUUGGACCACCCCUUUGUGAAGCGGCCCCUCCCCCCACUCUCUUCUGGCUUUACAUCCCCUCAUUUUUCUCGUGAAAAGCACCGAAAUACCAUGAAAGGAGACAGAAACUCGGUUUUCGGGCAUCAAGUGUUCGACCUUCCUGUUGGAACAAAGAUUUUCCCUUCUGUUAAGUGUAAAGUUGAUGGUGUGAAAAUGUAUGCAUUGGGGCUUUGGUUGUGUUUGAAGAUAAAGAAACGUCAUCAGUCAACACAGGUUCAUUCUCGACUAUUGACAACUAACACAGGACGCGAGAAAAUGGAUGGUGGGGUUCAGCCGGCGGACACCGUGAUGUCGGAAGCUCAGCCGCCGCCGCCUCCGCCGCAGCAGCAACAUCAGCAUCAGCAGCAGCCUCCGAUGGAUCACAUACCGGCGACGCUCAGCCACGGCGGCCGAUUUAUCCAAUACAAUAUAUUCGGCAACAUAUUCGAGGUCACCUCUAAAUACAAACCCCCAAUCAUGCCGAUUGGGAAAGGCGCAUACGGCAUCGUUUGCUCUGCUUUGAACUCGGAGACGAACGAGCAUGUGGCGUUGAAGAAGAUAGCGAAUGCUUUUGACAAUAAAAUUGACGCUAAGAGGACUCUGCGUGAGAUCAAGCUUCUUCGGCAUAUGGAUCAUGAGAACGUUGUUGCAAUCAGAGAUAUAAUUCCACCGCCCCAGAGGGAAGCAUUUAAUGAUGUUUAUAUUGCGUACGAACUUAUGGACACUGAUCUCCAUCAAAUCAUCCGUUCAAACCAAGCACUGUCAGAGGAGCAUUGCCAGUCAUGUUUCCUUCUUGCUCCGAAUCUUCUGCUAAAAACUAAAAAGUUACUUGUGUCGCAACAGUAUUUCUUGUAUCAGAUUCUCCGCGGGCUGAAAUACAUUCACUCGGCGAAUGUUCUCCACAGGGAUCUCAAGCCUAGCAACCUUCUCCUGAAUGCAAAUUGUGACCUCAAGAUAUGUGAUUUUGGGCUGGCCCGAGUAACAUCUGAGACUGACUUCAUGACAGAGUAUGUUGUCACUAGGUGGUAUCGGGCCCCAGAGUUGCUUUUGAAUUCAUCUGAUUACACUGCGGCCAUUGAUGUGUGGUCAGUCGGGUGCAUCUUCAUGGAAUUAAUGGACCGGAAGCCGUUGUUUCCCGGUAGAGACCAUGUGCACCAGCUUCGUCUUCUGAUGGAGCUAAUCGGCACUCCAUCCGAGGCUGAGCUGGAAUUUCUGAAUGAAAACGCGAAAAGAUACAUCAGGCAGCUCCCGCCUUACCGGCGACAAUCAUUUACUGAGAAGUUCCCGCAAGUGCACCCUCUCGCCAUCGAUCUUGUUGAGAAGAUGCUCACUUUUGAUCCUCGGCAAAGGAUUACGGCUCACGAACGGAUAAGAACAGCUUCUCCUCACAGGCUCACACCUUUCUGCUUCAAUUCAACAAUGGCGCAAUCCUUAGCUACACCGCUGCUUCCCUCACUCUCUCUCAUCUCCAACCCCAUCGCCAAAACCCCCAAAACCUCUCUCUCCUUUCGCCGGGACACCCCUCGCCCCAAGGUCGGUGGGCUGAGUAUAAGAUGCGCUCGUGUUGGUGGGGUUGAGAUACCAAACAACAAGAGGGUGGAGUACUCUUUGCAGUACAUCCAUGGGAUUGGGCGGACUAGGGCUAGGCAGAUACUCAACGAUUUGAACUUCGAUAACAAGCUGACCAAUGAUUUAUCCGAGGAGGAGCUCACCAUUCUGCGUGGGGAGGUUUCGAAGUACAUGAUUGAGGGAGAUCUCAGGAGAUUUAAUGCGAUGGCAAUCAAAAGGCUGAAGGAUAUACAGUGCUACAGAGGAAUUCGGCACAUUCAGGGAUUGCCUUGUCGUGGGCAGAGGACUAGGAAUAACUGCAGAACUUUGAAGGGCAAGCGAGUUGCAAUUCCCGGUAAAAAGAAGACUACUAAAAAGUAAAAAAAAAAAAUGUCAGGGUGAGUUUUUUAUCUCUGUAAUUUAUGGUUGUGCGUUAGACCUGGAAACCGGUUUUGUUAUUCAUCCUUGUUUAUGGAAUUUGCAUCUUUGUGAGACUUUGAAUCAAUGCCAUGUAUACACGUUGUUUGUGCAUUCAUGUGUUUGUGUAGUUGUUGCAAAAUAUACAAAAAAACUUGCACAUGUUUGGGGGAUUCGGAAUAUCUUAAACCUUUCUCGUUUAAGGGUUAGCCGAGCGGAUUUUGGAUAAUUUGACAAUGUCGAUUCGAAAUUCGACUUGCUGACGUUCGCUAUUAUUUCGAAUCUAAUUCAAUAAAAAAGAUACGUUAACAAGA
Striga asiatica is the source of this 4177-nucleotide messenger RNA. The record is from the annotation of a GenBank genome assembly. Lineage: Eukaryota; Viridiplantae; Streptophyta; Magnoliopsida; Lamiales; Orobanchaceae.